GCAGCGGCAACGGUCGAGAACUUCAUUGAUGUGCACGGAAUUGGGCAGCGAAGUGGCAAGUACUUGAAGCACCAAAAGAAGAGGGCCCCUCUGCUGGACCGUUCCUCGGUUUGCUACUACGCAGACUACAUCGCCUUGCCUCUCGACGACGCCCCCGUCACGAAAGCCUUGGCCAAGGAGAACAAGCUGCGCAGCAAUCCUCAGCACUCAAGUGCUUCGGCAGCCAAGUUCGAUGACAACACGAUGAGCAAG
Symbiodinium necroappetens is the source of this 252-nucleotide messenger RNA. NCBI's taxonomy places the organism in Eukaryota, Dinophyceae, Suessiales, Symbiodiniaceae. The record is from the annotation of a GenBank genome assembly.